AUUCAAAAACCAGAGGUUUUUAGUAGGUUUAGCAGUACUCACUGAAAUUGAAUGGAGUUUUGUCACUUUUGUCAUCCCUAAUUGAAAAAAAAAUUACAAAUUAUACAAAGCAGCAGCAGCCAUUGAAAAAGCAAAAAGAAAAAAAAAAGAAAACCUCUACUCUCUGGUUUUUGCUUGAAGUGGUGAUUAUUUGUGGUAACUAUUGAGGACUGAUACUAAUGGCGGCUUUCUCAGCCACGAUCUCUGAUUCUUCACGCUUUCUUUCAUCUACCUCAUUGCCUAAACGGAAGAUCUCUGCUCCUUCUCAAUGUCGUUCCUUUUCGCUUUCAAAGCCUUUUCCACUUUCCCGAUCAAAUAUCGGUUCUCAGUUGGGAGGAAGGAAGUCACUGAAUAUCUUUGUCCAGGCUUCAGUAUCAGAUAUCUCAGUGGAGAAAUCGAUGGAUAAAGUGCAUCUUCCCAAGGGAGACAUGUGGGCCGUCCAUAAGUUUGGUGGCACUUGUGUUGGGACCUCCCAGAGGAUCAAGAAUGUUGCAGAUAUAAUUAUUAGUGAUGAUUCAGAAAGAAAGUUGGUAGUGGUUUCGGCCAUGUCUAAGGUGACAGAUAUGAUGUAUGAUCUUAUCAACAAGGCACAAUCUCGAGAUGAUUCCUACAUCUCUGCAUUGGACGCUGUCUUAGAAAAACAUAAUUCCACAGCACUUGAUUUGCUUGAAGGAGAUGAUCUUGCUAGUUUCUUAUCUCAACUGCAUCAUGAUGUUAGUAACCUCAAAGCGAUGCUACGUGCAAUAUAUAUAGCUGGUCAUGUCACGGAAUCUUUCUCAGACUUUGUUGUUGGGCAUGGGGAGUUAUGGUCUGCUCAAAUGUUAUCUUAUGUUGUUAGAAAGAAUGGGCUAGAUUGCAAAUGGAUGGAUACAAGGGAGAUCCUUAUUGUAAACCCCACUAGCUCAAAUCAGGUCGAUCCUGAUUUCUUGGAAUCAGAAAAAAGACUUGAAAAAUGGUUUUCACAGAAUCCAUCUGAGAUAAUAAUUGCCACUGGUUUCAUUGCCAGUACACCUCAGAAUAUUCCUACGACUUUAAAGAGGGAUGGAAGUGACUUCUCUGCUGCCAUAAUGGGCGCUCUAUUUAGAGCUCGCCAAGUUACAAUAUGGACAGAUGUUGAUGGUGUGUAUAGCGCAGACCCUCGAAAAGUUAGUGAAGCUGUGAUAUUAACAAAAUUGUCUUAUCAAGAGGCAUGGGAAAUGUCAUAUUUUGGGGCAAAUGUUUUGCAUCCUCGCACCAUUAUACCUGUGAUGCGAUAUGAUAUUCCAAUUGUAAUAAGGAAUAUUUUCAAUCUUUCUGCUCCUGGAACAACAAUCUGCCGUUCGGCAAGUGCAGAUGUAGAUGGUCAGAACCUAGAUUCUCCAGUCAAGGGGUUUGCAACUAUUGAUAAUCUGGCACUAGUAAAUGUUGAAGGAACUGGAAUGGCUGGUGUUCCUGGUACAGCUAGUGCCAUUUUUAGUGCCGUGAAGGAUGUGGGAGCUAAUGUUAUUAUGAUUUCCCAGGCUAGUAGUGAGCAUUCUGUCUGCUUUGCUGUGCCUGAGAAGGAGGUAAAAGCUGUUGCUGACGCUUUGCAGUCUAGAUUCCGCCAAGCUUUGGAUGCUGGACGUCUUUCACAGGUUGCGGUCAUUCCUAACUGUAGCAUAUUAGCAGCAGUUGGCCAGAAAAUGGCUAGCACUCCUGGAGUCAGUGCUACUCUUUUCAAUGCUCUGGCAAAGGCUAAUAUUAACAUUCGUGCUAUAGCUCAAGGUUGUUCUGAGUACAAUAUCACAGUGGUUCUCAAGCGUGAAGAUUGUAUACGGGCUUUAAGAGCUGUGCAUUCAAGGUUUUAUCUUUCAAGGACGACCAUAGCAAUGGGAAUCAUUGGACCUGGAUUGAUUGGUGCGACAUUACUCGACCAGUUGAGGGAUCAGGCAGCAGUCCUCAAGGAAGAAUUUAACAUUGAUUUGCGUGUUAUGGGGAUUACUGGUUCGAGGACAAUGCUUUUAAGUGAAGUUGGUCUCGACUUGUCAAGAUGGAGAGAACUUCUGAAGCAGAAAGGACAAGUUGCUGAUUUAGAAAAAUUUACUCAACACGUGCAUGGAAAUCAUUUUAUUCCAAAUACUGUUUUGGUAGAUUGUACGGCGGACUCUAAUGUUGCAAGCUGUUACCAUGACUGGUUGCGUAAAGGGAUUCAUGUGAUCACUCCAAACAAAAAGGCCAAUUCAGGACCACUUGAUAAGUACCUAAAGUUGAGAGCUCUUCAACGGCAAUCCUACACACAUUACUUCUAUGAAGCAACUGUAGGAGCAGGUCUUCCGAUUAUUAGCACUUUACGGGGCCUCCUUGAAACCGGGGACAGAAUAUUGCGCAUUGAGGGCAUUUUUAGUGGCACUUUGAGCUAUAUUUUCAACAACUUCACCGGUACUAGAACCUUUAGUGAGGUGGUGGCAGAGGCAAAAGUAGCAGGUUUUACUGAACCAGAUCCUAGGGAUGAUCUUUCUGGAACUGAUGUUGCAAGAAAGGUCAUAAUUCUUGCCAGAGAAUCUGGCUUGAAGUUGGAACUUUCUGAUAUACCUGUUCAGACUCUGGUUCCGGAACCACUACGUGCGACUGCAUCUGCUGAAGAGUUUAUGAAGCAAUUACCUGAGUUUGACAAAGACUUGGCUAAGGAGAGACAGGAUGCUGAGGAAUCAGGGGAAGUCCUAAGAUAUGUCGGUGUAGUGGAUGCCAUUAACCAAAAGGGAGUUGUGAAGCUACGAAGAUACAGCAAAAGUCACCCAUUUGCUCAACUCUCGGGAUCUGACAACAUCAUAGCUUUCACAACUACGAGGUACAAGGAGCAGCCACUGAUAGUCCGUGGUCCAGGUGCUGGUGCUCAAGUAACAGCCGGUGGAAUAUUCAGUGACAUUUUGCGGCUUGCUUCAUACCUCGGGGCUCCAUCUUAGGCAACAUCAAACACUCCGGUUUUGGGCACUCUUUGGUCUUUCGGACUCGAAUCGAGUGCUGUAUUAGUGUUUAUACUCUAGUUUUACAUAUCUUGAAAAGCUUUAAGUUUUCUUUUUUAUUUCAGGGAUUUGUGGACUAAAAUAGUGAUUAGAUUAGUCCAAGCAAUGAUGCUUUUCUUCUAAUCAAAGGAAGUCACCCAUGUUUAUAAAGAAUGAAACAGGUCCUUCGAAUGAUGGAAUGGAAAUACAAUUAAGUUAGGGAUCAUAUCAGAUUCGAUUAUGAUUCCAUCAACGUAUUUAUUACAAUAAUUUUUCAGAUCAAUCAAAUAAUAAUUUUGAUUUAA
Messenger RNA from Gossypium raimondii (Peruvian cotton), 3304 nucleotides. RefSeq names its product bifunctional aspartokinase/homoserine dehydrogenase 2, chloroplastic. The record is from RefSeq and is a predicted model, not a curated record. The transcript is spliced from 18 exons. Gene Ontology annotation, biological process: L-homoserine biosynthetic process; aspartate family amino acid biosynthetic process. Bases 219 to 2960 code for a protein of 913 amino acids. NCBI's taxonomy places the organism in Eukaryota, Viridiplantae, Streptophyta, Magnoliopsida, Malvales, Malvaceae. Gene Ontology annotation, molecular function: aspartate kinase activity; homoserine dehydrogenase activity; NADP binding.